AUGGAGGACGGAAGGCCCGUGUGGGCCCCGCACCCCACAGAGGGGUUUCAGAUGGGCAACAUCGUGGAUAUUGGCCCUGACAGCUUAACCAUUGAACCCCUAGGUCAAAAAGGCAAGACAUUUUUGGCUCUCAUAAACCAAGUGUUCCCUGCAGAAGAGGACAGUAAAAAAGAUGUGGAAGAUAACUGUUCAUUAAUGUAUUUAAAUGAAGCCACACUACUCCAUAAUAUCAAAGUUCGGUACAGUAAAGACAGAAUUUACACCUAUGUGGCCAACAUUCUGAUUGCAGUGAACCCAUACUUUGACAUACCUAAAAUCUAUUCUUCAGAUACAAUAAAGUCGUACCAAGGAAAAUCCCUUGGGACGAUGCCACCUCAUGUGUUUGCAAUUGCUGAUAAGGCUUUUCGAGACAUGAAGGUGCUCAAGAUGAGUCAGUCCAUCAUUGUAUCUGGAGAAUCAGGAGCUGGCAAAACAGAAAAUACAAAAUUUGUUCUGAGAUAUCUGACUGAAUCCUAUGGAACCGGUCAAGAUAUUGAUGAUAGAAUUGUUGAAGCUAACCCACUCUUAGAAGCUUUUGGAAAUGCAAAAACUGUCCGCAACAAUAAUAGCAGUCGAUUUGGGAAAUUCGUAGAAAUACAUUUCAAUGAAAAGAGUUCAGUUGUUGGAGGAUUUGUUUCACAUUAUCUUCUAGAGAAAUCUAGGAUCUGUGUUCAAGGCAAAGAGGAAAGGAAUUAUCAUAUCUUUUAUAGGUUGUGUGCUGGUGCUUCUGAAGAUAUUAGGGAAAGACUUCAUCUGAGCUCUCCAGAUAAUUUUCGGUAUUUAAACCGAGGCUGCACUAGAUACUUUGCUAACAAAGAAACUGACAAACAGAUUUUACAGAACCGAAAAACUCCUGAGCAUCUUAAGGCAGGUUCCUUGAAAGAUCCUUUGUUGGAUGACCAUGGAGAUUUUAUUAGAAUGUGCACAGCCAUGAAAAAGAUUGGCUUGGAUGAUGAAGAAAAGCUUGAUCUGUUCCGGGUAGUAGCUGGUGUCCUUCACCUUGGGAAUAUUGAUUUUGAGGAAGCUGGCAGCACUUCAGGUGGUUGUAAUCUGAAGAAUAAAUCUACUCAGUCAUUGGAAUAUUGUGCUGAAUUACUGGGUCUGGAUCAAGAUGAUCUUCGUGUAAGUUUAACUACAAGAGUCAUGCUGACAACAGCAGGGGGCACCAAAGGAACAGUGAUAAAGGUACCCCUGAAAGUGGAACAGGCGAACAAUGCCCGGGACGCCUUGGCAAAGACUGUCUAUAGCCAUCUUUUUGAUCGAGUGGUAAACAGAGUAAACCAGUGUUUUCCUUUUGAAACAUCGUCCUAUUUUAUUGGAGUCCUGGAUAUUGCUGGGUUUGAGUACUUUGAACAUAACAGUUUUGAACAAUUUUGUAUCAACUAUUGCAAUGAAAAGCUUCAGCAGUUUUUUAAUGAAAGGAUUCUGAAGGAGGAACAAGAACUCUAUCAAAAGGAAGGUUUAGGGGUGAAUGAAGUGCAUUAUGUGGAUAAUCAGGACUGUAUAGAUUUAAUUGAAGCAAAAUUAGUGGGAAUAUUGGAUAUUUUGGACGAAGAAAAUCGCCUUCCGCAGCCAAGUGAUCAGCACUUCACAUCUGCAGUUCACCAGAAGCACAAAGACCAUUUCCGACUUUCUAUUCCUAGAAAGUCUAAGCUGGCAGUUCACAGGAACAUCCGAGAUGAUGAAGGCUUCAUCAUCAGGCAUUUUGCCGGGGCAGUGUGCUAUGAAACAACUCAGUUUGUGGAAAAAAAUAAUGACGCUUUACAUAUGUCUCUUGAGUCCUUAAUAUGUGAAUCCAGGGAUAAAUUUAUCCGGGAACUAUUUGAAUCAUCCACAAAUAACAACAAAGACACUAAACAAAAAGCAGGAAAACUUAGCUUCAUCAGUGUGGGAAACAAGUUCAAGACACAGUUAAAUUUGCUUCUGGAUAAACUUCGAAGUACAGGAGCAAGCUUUAUUCGCUGUAUCAAGCCUAAUUUAAAGAUGACAAGCCAUGACUUUGAAGGAGCUCAAAUUUUGUCUCAACUUCAAUGUUCAGGUAUGGUGUCUGUCUUGGACUUGAUGCAAGGUGGUUUCCCAUCACGGGCUUCAUUUCAUGAACUCUACAACAUGUAUAAAAAGUAUAUGCCAGAUAAACUUGCAAGAUUAGAUCCAAGACUAUUUUGUAAGGCUCUUUUUAAAGCUUUGGGCUUAAAUGAAGUCGACUACAAGUUUGGGUUAACUAAAGUAUUUUUUAGACCUGGCAAGUUUGCAGAGUUUGAUCAGAUUAUGAAGUCUGACCCUGACCACUUAGCAGAGCUGGUCAAGAGGGUCCACCACUGGCUAAUCUGCAGUCGCUGGAAGAAGGUCCAGUGGUGCUCGCUGUCCGUCAUCAAACUGAAAAACAAAAUAAAAUAUCGAGCUGAAGCCUGCAUUAAAAUGCAGAAAACUGUUCGAAUGUGGCUUUGCAAAAGGAGACACAAACCUCGCAUUGAUGGCCUGGUUAAGGUGGGCACACUGAAGAAACGACUUGAUAAAUUUAAUGAAGUAGUAAGUGCAUUGAAAGAUGGAAAACCAGAGAUGAAUAAACAGGUCAAGCACCUUGAAAUUUCUAUUGAUGCUUUAAUGGCCAAAAUUAAGUCCACGAUGAUGACAAGGGAACAAAUACAGAAAGAAUAUGAUGCUCUAGUUAAAAGCUCAGAGGUCCUUCUCAGCGCAUUACAGAAAAAAAAGCAGCAGGAAGAAGAAGCAGAAAGGCUGAGGCGCAUUCAAGAAGAAAUGGAAAAAGAAAGAAAAAGACGUGAAGAAGAUGAACAACGUCGAAGAAAGGAGGAGGAGGAAAGAAGGAUGAAACUUGAGAUGGAAGCGAAGAGAAAACAAGAAGAAGAAGAAAGAAAGAAAAGGGAAGAUGAUGAAAAACGUAUUCAGGCAGAGGUGGAGGCGCAGCUGGCCCGGCAGCGGGAGGAGGAGUCCCAGCAGCAGGCGGUCCUGGAGCAGGAGCGCCGGGACCGAGAGCUGGCGCUGCGCAUCGCCCGGAGCGAGGCGGAGCUCAUCAGCGAGGAGGCGCAGGCCGACCCGGCGGUGCUGCGCAGAAUUAAUGGAACAAGACGCACAAUGACACCGGAGCAAAUGGCGAAAGAGAUGUCAGAAAUUUUGAGUAGAGGCCCUGCUGUGCAAGCCACGAAGGCGGCUGCUGGUGCCAAGAAGCACGACCUCAGUAAGUGGAAGUACGCAGAGCUCCGUGACACCAUCAAUACUUCUUGUGAUAUUGAGCUCCUGGCAGCUUGCAGAGAAGAAUUUCAUAGGCGACUAAAAGUGUAUCAUGCUUGGAAAUCCAAGAACAAGAAGAGAAAUACUGAAACAGAACAGCGUGCUCCAAAGUCUGUUACUGAUUAUGAUUUUGCACCAUUUUUGAACAAUUCACCUCAGCAGAACCCGGCAGCCCAGCUCCCUGCCAGGCAGCAGGAGAUCGAGAUGAACCGACAGCAGCGUUUCUUCCGCAUCCCAUUCAUCCGCCCCGCGGACCAGUACAAAGACCCGCAGAAUAAGAAGAAAGGCUGGUGGUAUGCCCAUUUUGAUGGACCAUGGAUUGCCCGGCAGAUGGAGCUUCAUCCUGACAAGCCACCCAUCCUCCUCGUGGCUGGGAAGGACGACAUGGAGAUGUGUGAGCUGAAUCUUGAAGAGACAGGCCUGACUCGAAAGCGCGGUGCUGAGAUUCUGCCAAGACAGUUCGAAGAAAUCUGGGAGCGCUGCGGAGGCAUCCAGUAUCUCCAGAGUGCAAUCGAGAGCAGGCUGGCCAGACCCACGUAUGCCACGGCCAUGCUGCAGAAUCUGUUAAAGUAG
Rangifer tarandus platyrhynchus (Svalbard reindeer) is the source of this 3861-nucleotide messenger RNA. Lineage: Eukaryota; Metazoa; Chordata; Mammalia; Artiodactyla; Cervidae. The record is from the annotation of a GenBank genome assembly.